GCCCAUUUUUAUUUUUUAUUAAUUUUUAUAUUUUUUUCGUGAAAUUAAAUGUACAUUGCCUUCAUCUUGACAUUAAAGAGGAAAUUUUUUAUAUUCCUCAUGUUUUUACCGCCGUUUUAAAAAAAAAGUUUUUUUUAAAUAUGGGUAGGACUUUUAUUUGAAAAAAAAAAUCCUCUUUCUUCAUUUGUCUUUACUUUCCCACGAAGAAAAAUGUCUACCGAACAAUACCGUCUCCCUACUCGCGGCAACGUCGAAAAAGUUUUGAGAAACUUUGAAGCCAAAGAAGGUCUUAUUUAUUUAACCGGACAAGUCGUUCUUGAAAGAGACGAUACUGAUGUUGAGCAACCUUUCCGUCAAGAAUCCAACUUCUUCUACGUUACCGGUGUUGCUGAACCCGACUUUCAAUUGGUCAUUGAUAUUGCCUCCAAGCGUAUUCAAUUGAUUGCUCCCAACGUAGACCCUGAUCACGUCAUGUGGAUGGGUUUACCCGACACCUUAGAAACUUUGGUUGAAAAGUAUGACGUCGAUGAAGCCAUCUAUGCUGACAAGUUGAACGAUAUCUUGGCCUCUGCUUCCAUUGUCUAUACUUUGCCCAUCACAAAGACUGACAAGGUUCAAACCGCAAAAUUAUGUAACGCCCAACAAAGCAAGAAUUUGCAUACUGCCUUUGCUGAAGCUCGUGCCUACAAGGCUCAAUGGGAAGUUGAUAUUAUUCGUGAAGCAAACAGAAUUUCUUCUUAUGCCCAUAACAAGGUCAUGGUUGCUUCUCAUGUUGGUUCCACAGAAGCUAAAUUAUUUGCCAAAUUCUUAUACGAGUGUGCUUUCCACGAUUCUUUCCAACAAGCUUACUACCCCAUUGUUGGUGUCGGUAAGAACGCCGCGACCCUUCAUUACAACAAGAACAAUGCUCCCUUAAAGAACGCUAAUGAUUUGGUCUUGGUGGAUGCUGGUUGUGAAGUCGAUUGUUAUGCCUCUGAUAUUACCAGAUGUUUCCCUGUUGGCGGUAAGUUCUCUCCUGAAGCACGUACUAUCUACACCAUCGUACUUGACAUGCAAAAGGCUUGUCUUGAUGCCUGUAAGGCUGGUGUCCCCUGGGAAACCAUUCAUAACAUUGCCGCUGAUGUUGCUACCGAUGGUCUUUUAGCUUGUGGUAUUCUUGUUGGUGAUAAGAAAGAUAUCCAAGCAAACUAUGUUACCGCUGCUUUCUUCCCUCACGGCAUUGGACACAUGCUUGGUCUUGAUGUUCACGAUCAAGGUGGUUACCCAGAAGGUACUGAACGUAUCGAUGCUCCUGGUAUUCGUAACUUGCGUAUGCGUCGUAACCUCGAAGCUGGCUUCGUCGUUACUGUCGAACCUGGUGUGUACUUCUGUGAUUUCUUGAUUGAUCCUGUCAUGAAUGAUCCCGUUACUGGCAAGUUCAUCAACAAGGAAGCUUUAGAUAAGUACAAGUCCGUUGGUGGUGUUCGUAUUGAAGACAACAUUCUUAUUACCGAGGAUGGUCACAUUAACUUGACCACUGCCCCUAAGGAAAUCGCCGAGGUCGAGGCCAUGUGUGCUUCCGAAUUCUAAAUUUUAUUUUUUGUUGAAUAAAAAAAAAAAAUUGUUGUAUAAAAAAAAAA
Messenger RNA from Mucor mucedo, 1619 nucleotides. Its product is annotated as peptidase M24, structural domain-containing protein. The transcript has 5 exons. The record is from RefSeq and is a predicted model, not a curated record. NCBI's taxonomy places the organism in Eukaryota, Fungi, Mucoromycota, Mucoromycetes, Mucorales, Mucoraceae. Bases 211 to 1569 code for a protein of 452 amino acids. Gene Ontology annotation, molecular function: manganese ion binding; metalloaminopeptidase activity.